AUGAGUUUACCUCCCAGGCCAGCCGGAUCUCGCCGCAGACCAAUUAGAAGGGAGUAUGCAAACGCAUUGGAUACAUACACGCCGGAAAGAGACACGCCCGAAGACACCGUAGACCAAAGUGAACCUUCGUCGGCACCUCCACCUACCAGACCGCCCAACCCGGGCCCCAAGCCAGCUAUAAGAACGUCGAACGUCUCAAGUUCGAGACCCGUAGAGACACAACAGAAUCCCCCCUCUUUCCAAGCUGCACCUGUUGCACAAACGAGUUCGCACACUGACCUCGCUUCUGCAAAGGACCCUUGGGACGAGGAGAUCGGAGACAUUCCUUGGGAUGACGAGACUGAGAAUUUGAACACUGAAGCUGAGCCUGUAAUUCCUCUGGACGCUGUACCCGAAAAGCAUGCCGAUAGUCAAACUGAACAUACACAUGGCUCAAUCGAUCAAGUCACUUCGCAACGCCCCACGGCCCAGCCGCUGUCCUCUAAAUAUCAACCUGCCACUCCAUCCAAACCGCAAGAAACUCCCGCCUAUCAACCGGAGUCUGAAUCGACUUACAUCAGCCAAGCAAACCAAGCAAACCAUGGCCCAUGGGCUGUGGAGCUGGCCAACGAGCCGGAUGCUUGGGAUCAGCAGGAAGACUUAGACUUGGGACUGGAUGUUUAUGAUGUUGAGGAGUCUCACGCCCUGAACGAAGCGGCUGCUCUGGCCGUAGCCGAGGAUCACACUGCUGUUGCUCACGACAGGUCUCACCAGGAACCAAGCGUUCCAGAACCUUUCCGAUCGGAUGAACACUACAAUGCUGAAGCACACCAAAACCAUAGACCACAAACGGAGCAACUGAACAAUACAAAUGAUCCAUAUGAGCCUCCUGCUCAAGAACAUUUCUGGGACGAGGACUUGAACGCGUUCGAGCAGGAUUACUCGAACGAGCAUGGCCCUUCCUUCUCGAAUAAUCUGCAUGAAAACCAAAACGAAAAUCGGCUCCAUGAUUCCAAAAUCCACCAUAGCGAUAGUCACCACAGCACUACCCAUGGGAGUUUCAAUUCUCACCCAGAAACCCAAGUCUCAAACAAUGAAACUAGUGAUUUCUACUCUAACAAUCAUGUAAUUGAAGGCGAAACUCCUCAACUCGCCUCAAGUUUACCUCAAUCAACGGACACAGUUGGCACUCACGAUACAGGCUUGGAUAGUAUGAUCGACAAUUUUGAAAAGUUCAAUGUUCACGAUCAGGGCAACAAUUUCAACUACAACCCUCUCACACCCAACAAUUUUGAGCAUCCGAUGAGCGAAAGGCAUCUGAUUGAACAAAGUGAGUCGAACGAAAACGACAGGGCGGCAGUACCUUCUGAGCCUCGCGAUGAUCUAUUUUGGGAAGAUGAAUCCUUCAAGCAAAACCAAAACACUGAAGAUCUUGACACUCUAAGCCGCAAGUACACAUUGGAUACAGAGGCACAUGAGCACAUUGAGAGUACAGAUUUCCACGCCGAAGUAAAUGGAUUCGAACACAAUCAAUUUGAGAAUCCACAAGAGCUACCAGAUCAGGAAAUUCCUCAAUAUGAAUUCCCGCAAGAAUCAAGGGCACAUGAUCACGCACAACCGGUGCAAACUAGCAAUCAUGCAUCAAGUGAUGGACCAGGUAUUCAAUAUCAGGACCAAACAAUGCAAAGUUCUGAAAUCGCUGAACAACCUUACAACACUCAUUACUCUUCGAACUCGGAGCAGAUUCAAGGCUUCGACGAUGACAUGCGCGCUCACCAGCACGUCCAAGAUGACUCUUACGAAGCUCAGGGGUACACAGGCUUUGGCAACGAGGAACGUCCAGGAGAUGAUCAAAAGCCUUCAUUAGAGCUACAAAGAGAUCAAGAUCACACUGUAAUUUAUUCUCCGGCGCAUAACAUUGAUCAGGAAAAUGCAUCAGCCCUUCCUGAGGCCUCAUAUACCGAUGGUGACAUGAAUAGAAUUUCAGACCAACCUGAGCAAAAUAACCUGGCAAUUCUGAAUCUCGAUGAUGAUUUCCUCUUAGAUGACGAGUUUCUUGAUGACGAUUUAUUGGAUGAUGAGUUCCUUGACGAUGAACUUUUGGAUGAAGAUCUCCAAGAGGAUUAUCUUAUGGAGGAAACUCAAUUUGUGACAGACCUGACUCACGUUUUUGAAUCGAAUGAGGUUCCUGUGGCUGAAACCGAAUAUGGAUCAUCCAAGUACGCUCCAGCCUCUGCCCCUGCUUCCACACAAGGAACUGCAAAUCCAGUGGCAUCAAACUAUACGCCAGUAUCAAGGUAUGCUCCCCCAUCCAAUUAUGCUCCCCCAUCCAAUUAUGCUCCCCCAUCCAAUUAUGCUCCCCCAUCGACUGGUUCUUCGGUACCAUUCAAUGCAGUUGGGCAUACGCAAGAGAGUAAAUACCAACCCUAUCAGUAUCCAUCCAACAACAUUGUUCCAAUGAAUCCUCAACCCGAAGAUACAGACGUGAGAGAGAAGUUGGCAGCAGAGAAGAAAAAGAACGAUGCCUAUGAUUUCCCUGCUGAGUUUGCUAGACCAGUGAAACCAGUCGCUAGAAGGAAGUCAACACCCCAAAUUGAUGCUUCUGUUCCUUCAGCUCCUCCCCCUUUGAAGGCUCCACAAAAUGAGCCAACAGUAGCACAUCCACCUGCAAAGCCAGAAAAGCAAUUCUUCGAAGAUUUACCAGGUGUGAAAGCGCCACCACCUAGGAGGGCUGCUCCCGUCAAGGUGCAAGAUGUGCCAACGAAACCAGAGCCUGUAGCACCCAGGAACGCUAAUCCUGUUGCUCCUCCUAAUCCAUAUGCAACUUUGUCAACGAAGACAUCGCAAAACUUUGCUUCUUCGGCAAAAUACCAGCCUUCUCAAGCAAUUCCAGUGAACACUUCUGCCCCACCACCCCCACUGGUGGCUAGUACAUUCCCAGCUCCACCACAACCAUUUCAAAACCAAGCACCAGUGAGUAACGUCAACGCGUUUGCGCCGCCGCUCCACAGCAAUGCUGGUAUGGGAGCUCCAGUACCUGGCCAAAUGGGAGCUGUCAAUGGCUAUCAAUCGGUCAACAACCAGUACAAUACAGCUUCCGUCGGCAUGCAAGGAUACAACAAUGGUGCUCAAUCGACUCAAGCAGCGGCAAAUCAAUAUAAUGGAAACGUUCCUCAGAGUAUACCAAUGCCUGCUCAGGUGUCUCAAAACGAAGCGAUGUUGCAGCCACAAUCCAGGUUUAAUGCUCCCCAACCGCCUCACUUAGCUCCUGGAAGACAACAGCCAACAAAUUAUCAGCCAACAGUCAAUGUGCAACCUCCGAACGCGCCACCCAAUGUCCAGAUACCUUUCCCAUCCGCGCAACCCCAAAGUAGCGAGUCGAAGCCGCUGCCAUACAAGAGUUCACGCCAUAGUGAUACCAGGUCUCCACAAGAUGCCUAUGUACCUCAUUCCGGUCGUUAUGGACCAUCACUGACUGUAUCGCAUUCUAGAAAAAGCUCAAUCUUGACUAAUCACAAGGAUGUCAACCCAUACGCUCCUUUAGAAACCGUUGCGCAGUCAGGCCCUGUUACCCACUUAGCACCCUCUUUUGCACAGAGACGUUCAAACACAUUGGAGAGGACGCAAGUACAACACAGGGUUGACCCUAGCACCUUCUUGCAUCGUCAAUUCCCUAUUUUUAGAUGGAAUUCUUCGGAUCAUGUUGUCACGGCUUUACCAAACAGCAAUCAGUUGCAUGGUUUCUCAACUGCUCUUCAGAUUAACAAAGUUGAGAAUUUGGUUCUCAAGCAGAAUUGUUUUAGUGACUUUCCAGGACCAUUGUCAAAGGCAAAAACAAAAAAGAAGGAACUUGAAGGCUGGUUAGCUUCGCACAUUCAAAAAUUGAGCGAAAGAGGAGCAUCACAUGAUGAAAUUUUGCUUGCAGAAAUUCUUCUAGUCCUAUUGAAAAAUGAUGCAAAGUUCUUGUCUCCAGCUAUGCAAAAGGAUUUGGCAAAUGUCCUUGCUCCUAACAUAGACUAUAGUCCAGACAAUGACAGUGGUUUUAAGAAUGCCAGGACAAAUGCUCCUAACGCAUUUAAAUUGGAUUCUGCUGGCUCCAAUAUCAUCUGGAACUAUAUCCAAUCAGGAAACACACAAUCUGCGUUAGAGUUUGCAAUUUCUAAAAACGACUGGCCACUUGCUAUUGUGAUAAGUCAGUCUUUGGGCCAAUCUGCGUUCAUCAAAACUUGUUCUGAUUAUGCUCGAGUUUGCUACCCUAUCCAAGCUUCUCAUGGCUCAAAGGCUCAACACAUGAUGCCUAUAUUGAUGAAGCUUUUUGUGGGAGAUGUGAAAGGAAUCAUUGAUGACUUCACAAAUAUCAGCAGUGAGGGGACCUUUGCAAAGGACUACUAUAAAGAUAUCAUUGCCGCAACUAUUAUCAAUGGUGCAUCACAAGAAUUUUUGGUUGAAUUCGGUAAGUUCUUGGGAGAGUGCAAGAAUCCUUGCGGAAGCGAACUCUGUUUUGCUAUUGCAGGAAUCUUGUUAUCUUCUAAACCAUUAACAAAUGGCGCUAUGUUCCCCGUGCUUGGAUCUUUCACACUGAGUUCCAUCUAUUCUGAAAUAUAUGAAUACGUCCUUCUGUCUUCGUCGGCAACCCUUCAAUCUCAAGCAGGGUUCCCACAUACGAUACCAAUGAAGAUCAAAAGGGCCCAAGAGCUUGCUGACUUUGGUGCUUUUACAGCUGCACGCAGAUAUUGUGAUUUCAUCGGCGGUGUACUCCGCGCGCAAGGUAAGGGUGCUUUCAUCACUGAGCCCGCCAGUGUUGACUUCAAGAGACUAAUGGUCAGACUCAGCGAGUGUUCUGGAUCAGACUCUGGCUGGAGAAACACUUUUAGCCUGGUGAAGCUUGAUGCCGUAUGGGGCACGCUUGAAAAGGUUAUUGGAGCAGAGCCUUCAGCCGCAAAGCCCGAAAAAGGUGUUUUUAGUAACUUCAGUCCAUCGGUUUCCCGUAACGCGUCUCAGCUUGAUGUCUCGCAGAUACCCAUCCACUCACAAAGAAGUGAUGGCCAUGUGCCACCAUAUUUUAGCACUAGCGCAACGCCUUCAGGUGUUUCGAGUCCACAAAGUAGACCACCGCAAAGCCGUUAUGCCCCUGCCUCUUUUGCAAGUGGGUCGUCGGGAAUGGUAUUGCAAGCAGUUCUCCAACCCGGUCUUGAAACCCUGGGAACUAAACCUGCUUCUGCGCCACGUGCUGUUUCCAGGGCUGCCUCUAGCAAUGAUGUUCUAACCUUGAACAAUUUCAGCCAUGGUCCGGGGCCAAACAAUACUAUUUAUCCAACUCAAGUCCGUAACACGGCCGCUCCAAGAUUGAACUCAAAUGCUCCACGUGCUUUACCAGUGAACAACCCUAUUUUGGAACCACAAGAAGCAGCUGGACAUGCCGUAAGAUAUCAGACACAAAACUAUGUGAAGAGAACCUCGAUUGCUUCGAUGUCCGACAGCGGAUCGUUAGUUCACGAACCGAUCUCAAGAACAAACGCUAAAACACAUUCUCGGGUGUCUUCUCUUCAGAGCGAUACUCAUGUAGAGGUUUCUGUUGCCAAGCUGAUUCAAAUUGAAAGUUCUCCUAUCUUUGAACAGCAAGAAGUGUCUACCUUGUCGGUUUUAUCACCUGAGAAACCACUCGAGGUGGGCAAGACUGAGUCAUUUGAGGCUGAGAAGCAGCUGACACCCUCUGAAGCUUUUGAAGCUGGAGAGGAAUCUUCCACAAUCCCCAACGGAAAUACUAUUCACGAGACCAGUCAGAAGCCAGCUGUGGACCCAGCUCCAACAGACGUAUCGAACGAUAAGCCAUCGGCUCCUCCGCCUCCAAGCGGAAGCGCAAGAAAGCCUCAGAAUACUCUGUCGGAUUACCCCGAGCUCUUACCAAUUCAAAGAAAACCUUUGAGAGCUCCUCGCGCACCAUCUAAAGGCAACCCAUAUGCUCCUUUAGAACAUUCUCCGGCUCCGCAAUCUGACAGAUAUGCCCCCAGAUCGUUGCCUCAAAAGGAGACUGCAAGUGACCAGUUGGAAGUACAAAAUCCUCUUUUGGAUUCAGAUUCUGGCGACAUUUCACGUAGUGACAAGCAACCUUUGGAAAGUGAGGAGCCUUUAGGCAACCAAACUGAUAUUUCUACAGAGCCAAAUACUGAAAUCGAGAAGGCCGACACAAUUGCAGAACCUAACAUGUCAAGCAACAUUGCCCCUCAAGAUUCUGUAAAUCCAGCACGUCUCCAGGAUCCGAAAUCUCUUGCGAUGAAAUCCCCACCUCAACCGGGUUCUGGACCACCAAAAGCGCAACGCAACCCUUACGCUCCUAUAGAUUCAGUACAACUUCCAGGUGGUCUGCUGAGGGCAGCUUCAAAACCAAGGUCUUACGCACCCACCACCUCGGAGAACUUACCUAGCAACCCAAGUCAGCCUUUAUCGAACGCAAAGCUUGCCUCGGCAAACCUAGAUAUUAGCUUCGAUACAGGUAUGGAUACCGAGGAGAAUGAUAUUGCCCCUCCGGCCAAUUUACUCAGAUUAAAUACAACUGAUGAUCCAGUGAAGAAUGACUUCCUGAACCCAUACAGCAAUCCUGUCGGAUCAGGAAAUGCUCUUGGCGAGUUCUCACCCCCAGCCACUCCAGACUACACCUCGAGAGCAAAUUCCGUCUUGGGUCAACAAGGCUUGUAUUCAAGUAAGUUGUCGCAGACCGCAACCUAUCACAAAAACUACGAUGUUGAGGAUGAUGUUGUUCCUGGCUACGAAUCACAGGGCGAGGAGGAUGAAGACGAGGUGAAACCCAAGAAGAAGAGCAUUCCGCAGAAAACUAAAGAACCAAGCAAAGGAUCGUUUUUCAGUUUGAAGAGAAGAGAUGGUGUUCCUAAGGCUGAGUUGGGACAUUCAAACUCAUUCUAUUACCUGAAAGAGCACAAGAAAUGGAUUUACAGAAACCCUGAGACUGGAGAAGAACAAAAGCCUGAGGAAGGGGAGGCAGUAGCCCCACCUCCCAAGCGGGCUCCAAAACCAAUGGCAAAUACCGUACCAAUGCCUUCUGCCCUGGCGCGCUUGGCCCCCGGUGGGCCAAGUAAACCUCCAGCCGCAAACGGGCCUCCUGGCGGAGGUGCAGCUGUGGGUUCAGCAUCGUCAAGCGGGAUGGUUCCAGGAUUACCUACCACCGGAAUGCCUAUAGCUGGGUUGCCUGUUGGCAGAGCUCCUCGCAAACAGAGAAGACAGUAUGUCAAUGAAAUGAUCACAAAAUCAUAG
This is a messenger RNA of Australozyma saopauloensis, 7248 nucleotides long. RefSeq lists its product as uncharacterized. The record is from RefSeq and is a predicted model, not a curated record. Lineage: Eukaryota; Fungi; Ascomycota; Pichiomycetes; Serinales; Metschnikowiaceae. The transcript has a single exon. The coding region runs from base 1 to 7248 and encodes 2415 amino acids.